Struthio camelus australis is the source of this 509-nucleotide messenger RNA. Lineage: Eukaryota; Metazoa; Chordata; Aves; Struthioniformes; Struthionidae. The record is from RefSeq and is a predicted model, not a curated record.
GGCCAGCUGCAUGGCGAGAAGGGCAUCUCCAUCCCGGACCACGGCUUCUGCCAGCCCAUCUCCAUCCCACUCUGCACCGACAUCGCCUACAACCAGACUAUCAUGCCCAACCUACUGGGCCACACCAAUCAGGAGGACGCAGGGCUGGAAGUGCACCAGUUCUACCCACUGGUCAAGGUGCAGUGCUCGCUGGAGCUCAAGUUCUUCCUCUGUUCCAUGUACGCGCCGGUGUGCACAGUGCUGGAGCAGGCCAUCCCACCAUGCCGCUCCAUCUGUGAGCGGGCCCGCCAGGGCUGUGAGGCCCUCAUGAACAAAUUUGGCUUCCAGUGGCCUGAGCGGCUUCGCUGCGAGAACUUCCCCCGGCACGGUGCUGAGCAGAUCUGCGUGGGGCAGAACCACUCUGAGGAUGGUGGCUCACCGGCACUGCUCACCAGCGCCACACCGCUGGCCGGCCAGGGCACCCCAGGCGCUCCCCGUUACGCCACCCUGGACCACCCCUUCCACUGCCC